Molecule: messenger RNA, 334 nt
Organism: Racocetra persica
Lineage: Eukaryota; Fungi; Glomeromycota; Glomeromycetes; Diversisporales; Gigasporaceae
Source: the annotation of a GenBank genome assembly
AUGUUAAAAACUCAAGAACAAGUAUUACAAACAUUAACUAAAAUCAAAGAAUCUGGUGAAUUAGGCACAGCGGAUAAAUCUAAGCCUUGGGUAUUAGCAGGAUUAUCUCCAGCAUUUACUAAAAUAGAUAUUAAUAUUUGGAAUCAAACUCCUACUAACACUAAUGCAAAUGAAUCUGCACAUGCAAAUAUAAACCAAGAUGGUUGUUCUUUAUCACAUUUAGCAGCAAUUUAUCAGUUUCAUGUUGCAAAAACAUAUGAAAAAUAUAAUGUAAAAGAUUCAUAUCAAAAUAAAUCAGAAUUAGCACAUUUAACACUUAAUGCAAAAAAAACUC